Messenger RNA from Melanotaenia boesemani (Boeseman's rainbowfish), 2447 nucleotides. Its product is annotated as palmdelphin-like. Gene Ontology annotation, biological process: regulation of cell shape. The transcript has 7 exons. Gene Ontology annotation, cellular component: cytoplasm; membrane. The coding region runs from base 1 to 1347 and encodes 448 amino acids. The record is from RefSeq and is a predicted model, not a curated record. Lineage: Eukaryota; Metazoa; Chordata; Actinopteri; Atheriniformes; Melanotaeniidae.
AUGGAGGACAGUGACCUGCUGAGAGAGAGGUUCCACGCUAUCACGGCUAAGCAUCGUAUCCAGGAGUAUAUUCAUCAGAAAAAACUGGAGCUAGACCAAGAAAAACUCAAACUUCAGCAUCUGAGGAAGAUGAUCCUGAAGGAGCAGUGGCUGCUGCAGGAGUCCGAGUUCUUCAAUACACAGCAGCAGGACCUGGCAUCCAACUACAGUCAGACCAGAGCUCUGCAGCUUAGCAUCCACAGGACUGAGAAGGAGGUGGAGUGUUUGGAGAGACAGGAGGGCAUGAUUUCUGCUAAUGAGUGCUUCAUCCUAAACAGACUGAAGGCUCUGCAGAAAGGUCCAGAUGACAUUAUCAAAGAGGCCAACAGGAGCUUUGUUUUGGAGCCAUUACAGGUGACCAAGGUUAUGCCUGGUGAUCCGGACGUCCCCAAUCCACCAGCCAACAAGCCCAAUGAGCCAAGCACACAAGAAAGAGGGUCCCACAACCAGAGAUGUAUUUCUGAGCAGGUGGAACAAUCUCCUGGAAGUGCCACGAUGCUCUGUCAAAUAAAGCAACAAAACUACCACCUUAAUCCCAACAAGAGGAAGGAGCGUGGCUUUCCCAACCCCCGCGAUGAGAGAGAAGACCAGGAAGGACGUUACAGGAACCAUAUCCUCAAAGGCACCUUAGCAGAGACAGACUUUACCUCCAGGGGACGCUGGAGAAGAAACCCACAUGAUGAGCUCUGCUAUUGUCAUCAUGCUGUGAACCACGAGGGUCAGGGUCAUUACCAUGGCAACGGGAGAGAUCACAAUUACAGCCAAUACAGCAACAGCAUGUCAAGACACAGCAGAGUGAUAAAUGACAGCAGCUCUAGUCGCCAACUUCCUCAGAGAUCACAACACCAGGAGGGAGCAACAGCACACCAACCUCAGCAGAGCUCAGCUCCAGACUCUCUCAUUCCUGCUGAUGAUAACAUCCAUGAACUCGACUGCCAAACGCCGCCAUCCCGCCAGGCAACCAGAGUCCCCUCCCUGGUUCUAGUAGACCACAGUCCUUGCACAAUGCUCUCCAGCUUGCAGAUCACUGAGCCAAUCACAGCCAUAUUCAUGGGCUUCCAGACAGCUCAAGAUGACAGUGGGCAGGUUCAGGAGUUUGAGGGCAUCCUGAAGGCGGAGCUAAUUCUUAUUCAGGACAACAAAGACCAUGGUGAGGCCAGCAGCAUGACAGAAACUAAGGACUGUCCACAGGUUCCAACAGGACACUCAGCCAGCAGAAACGUGGGAGAUGGAGAUAGAUGGACGGAGAGACGGCUGGGUGUCAGAAAGAUUAAAGAAAGUCACAAGCCAUGCUGCAGUGUCUGCUAACUGGACUGAGUAAAAGGCGGAUUUAUACUCAUGUGGUGUCAGCGUCAUCGCCGUAGGCUCAGCGUAGCUCCACAGAGGCUCGAGGUGCACCUCUUCCAGACCUGACGUGCACCCCUGCUACACAGACGGUUACGCGGAGGUACUCCCUUGUGAUUGGUCAGUUUGGGAUAAUGCAGUGCCAGAUCUUUUCGCUGAAUUUGUGUGGUAACCACCAUUUUCAAAAAACAAUAACCAGUGGGUCAAGUUGAUGAGAGGCUGAUGGAAUUACUUAUUUGUUUUCUUCCACAAGCUACACUGAACCAUACCGGACGCCAUUGUUGUUUUAAAACAGAAAAUGUACCAAACUGAAGUGAACCAUCAAAAGAACUCCGACCUGGUGAGUUUACCAGCCCCCUAUGCUCAAGUUCGAGAGCACACUCACCAGCGUCAGCUAUGCCGUAACCGACCGCACGCAGACGCCGUGCGAGUAUAAAUCCGCCUUAAGGCUGAGAAGAUACCUGAAUUCUGUGUUUGUCCGAUAUAAAGUUAAGGUCACCUCCUAUAAUUAUUGUGUUAUAUGAGUGACCAUAAAGUGAGGUGAAGAAGGAGGGGUCAUCAACAUGUGGUCCAGAUAUAUUUGUAAUGCAUAACUUAACAUUUUGAAUAUAUAAUUAUUAUAAAUCUGUCUUCUGGAUCUGUGAUUGUGUUAUUAACGUCAAAGUUUAACCUUCUAUUAAUAAGAGUUGCUACUUCUCUUUGCUUAGAAUUAUAACAAGCUGAAUACACAUGUUGUUGAACUUGGAGGAGAUCACGGUCUUAGCAUUAGCUGCUAAUGUUAGCGCCCAUGGUCUUAGCAACAGCUCUGGAUCCCGACUUUUGUAUUUCUUAUGUCCUUAUUAUUGAUUUUAUUGAAUUGUCAAACCAUUGUUACGAUUUUACUGACGUGCUCAUGCCCCUCUAAAUAUUUCCUUGAGAUCCUGAUCACUGAUCCUUGUGAUGAUUGUUGUUUGUAUGUUGUUGUGGAAAAACUGUAAAUGAAAGAAAAUGCUUAUUUCAGAUAAAGUUAUCUGAGCUGAACUUCCUGUUUACAUCCAGAUUAGUAUUAGUUUACAGAUUCAGAG